Limulus polyphemus (Atlantic horseshoe crab) is the source of this 1412-nucleotide messenger RNA. RefSeq names its product putative serine/threonine-protein kinase receptor. Gene Ontology annotation, molecular function: ATP binding; protein tyrosine kinase activity. The transcript is spliced from 7 exons. Gene Ontology annotation, biological process: protein phosphorylation. The record is from RefSeq and is a predicted model, not a curated record. Bases 223 to 1215 code for a protein of 330 amino acids. Lineage: Eukaryota; Metazoa; Arthropoda; Merostomata; Xiphosura; Limulidae.
GCGAAAUUCAAAAACAAACAAUUUGGAAUACGUAACAUUGAAACUAAUGGCUUUUGUAGAGUGUUACAUGGUCAUGGUGUGAGUUGUGUAACAAUGGCCACUUUAGCCAUUGUAUGAAAUGUGAGCCCUUUACUAAGAUGCUCCCUUAGCUAUAGUGAUAAAUCUGUCAUUCCAGUUGAUCCAAAAUACCACCAUCUAGCAAGAGACAGACUUACCACUACGAUGGUUAUCGCAACUGGUGCUGAAAGUGAGAAGAAUACAUCUAAAUCAUCACUCAGUACAAAAAUGAUGACGUCAGAUUCACAGAGUAAAAGCCAACUUUCUGCCAUGUUCUCCAGUUAUUCCAAGAGUUCUUGUUCCAACCUGGUCAAGAGUUCCUCUGGGCAUACUAAAUGCUCCAUUGACCCAAGAAAUUUCAACUACACUGAAACAGGAGAAGCUAAAGCUGCUGGAUUUCUAAAUAACCAAGUUAAAAAAAUCAGUCCUCCACCUAAAUGGAUUUCCAACCAGGAAUUGGUUUCAUGUUCUUCAAAACCAAAAAAUGCUAAUAGUAACAUAAUAGAGGAACAGUCGCUGUCUGAUAAUUGUGCCUGGAACAGUUUAUGUAAUGGAGCCAAGAACAAGCAUGAAAAGUCUCAGGCUGUAUCUCACGAGAAGAAAGUACAGAAUGUCGGGAAGGAAGAUCAUCACUCUAGUGAGAAAAAAGAAAAAGGCAGCCAUAAAGUAAAUGCAAGCUUGAGUAAUUUAGAAGACACCUUGCCAACACCACUGAAAAUCCCCUACAAGGAUCUGCUCCGUGCCACGGAGGAAUUUAACCGGAGCCGUGUGUUAGGACAAGGUGGUUUUGGGGUGGUGUACAGGGGCGAAUGGAAGGGAAACUUUGUAGCUGUGAAGAGACUUAUGGCCAGAGGUCAGGAUAGCACCUCACGACAACAAGUUAGCUUGAAGCAGUCGUUGAAUGAGAUGAAGAUACUGUACAGCUGUAGAAUAGAUAACAUCCUGCCUCUCUAUGGUGUUAGCUUAGAUGGGCCAGAGCCAUGUUUGGUGUAUCAGUUUAUGGUCAAUGGUUCUUUAGAAGAUCGGUUGUUACUCAAGAAAAACACCCCACCAUUAACAUGGCUACAGAGGGGAAAUAUUGCAGAGGGCACAGCCAAAGGUCUGAAUUACCUCCACACACUUUCUUGUAAGCUGAUCCAUGGAGACAUUAAAAGGUAAAGGAAAAUGGUAACGUCAGAGCUGGUAGUUUUAGCUUGUUUAGGAAAAUGGUAACGUCAGAGCUGGUAGUUUUAGCUUGUUUAGGAAAAUGGUAACGUCAGAGCUGGUAGUUUUAGCUUGUUUAGGAAAAUGGUAACGUCAGAGCUGGUAGUUUUAGCUUGUUUAGGAAAAUGGUAACGUCAGAGCUGGUAGUUUUA